AUGGAGGUACUGUGCGGUCUUGUGGCUGGAUUCACCCAUUUUGCGUUCCUGUCUGUCUUCUGUUGGAUGCUAGGUCAGGGUAUCUACAUUCUCCUGCAACUAGGAUACCAGAUGCUCUCUAAAGUUCGAAUGAAAAAGAGGCAUUAUGCCCUCUUUGGAUGGGGACUUCCUGCAGUGAUUGUUGGACUGACAGCCGCUAUUAAGAGUGGAUUCUGCUGGUUGUCCACAGAGGAGGGAGGCGUCUGGGCAUUUAUCGGUCCUGUCAUCGCCAUUCUUGUGGUCAGCAUGAGUGCGUUCUUUUGGGCGAUGCGGUCGUUCUUAUCUGUGAAGGCUUUCAAGAAUAAAUCCGAGAUGGAUAAGCUUUGGUCCAGUCUCCGAGCCGUCACUAUCUUGGCACCUACACUUGGUCUGACAUGGCUUUUUGGAAUCUUUGUGAAUCUUCACGUCAGUUUCCAGUAUAUCUUUGCCAUUCUCAAUUCGCUUCAGGGGUUUCUUCUUCUCGUGUUUCAAGUUGCAGCAAAUGACGAAGUAAGCUAA
Messenger RNA from Strongylocentrotus purpuratus (purple sea urchin), 537 nucleotides. Its product is annotated as adhesion G-protein coupled receptor D1-like. Lineage: Eukaryota; Metazoa; Echinodermata; Echinoidea; Camarodonta; Strongylocentrotidae. Gene Ontology annotation, molecular function: G protein-coupled receptor activity. Gene Ontology annotation, cellular component: membrane. The coding region runs from base 1 to 537 and encodes 178 amino acids. The transcript is spliced from 7 exons. Gene Ontology annotation, biological process: cell surface receptor signaling pathway; adenylate cyclase-activating G protein-coupled receptor signaling pathway. The record is from RefSeq and is a predicted model, not a curated record.